UAAUUUUCAUAUAAGUUAAUCAGAUUUAGAAGGUAGUAUAAACCAAUUUUCAUGUAUUAUAUUAUAUAGUGCUCCAUCAUUCUUCAAUUUUGUCAUCAUAUUAUAAGGCUAUCAUCUAUUUAUAGAGACAGAGCAGAAAACCAUGAUUUGGACAUAUUAAAUGUUGAAGAAAGCCAACUUUUGGAAUGAAUUAGAAGAAAAACACAAAUAGACACGUUUCAAGAACAUUUAUGGGGCCAUAUAAACUAUUAUUUUAUUUGAUUUAUGAGGCAUUAUUUCAUCAAUCAUUCAAUUAUUAUUAUCAUUAUUAUUAUUAUUAUUAUUAUUCCUCUCCUUGAUCUCUUCGAGAUUACACAAAAGAAAAGCCAAUCAAACAACCACCACUGUUCACUGUGCAUUCAAACAGACAGGCCGUCCUCUCCUCUUUUUCCUCACUACCUCGUUGUUGGCAGAAACACCCUCCUUUUAUACACCUCUCUCUUUUUUUUCCCACCCUUUUUCUCUUUGUCUUUCCAUCAUCAAGUUUUGAGCUUAUUCAUGACAAAAGUAAUUAUUCCAUUCACUGUGAUUAAAGCUAGCUCGUUGCUUUGCAACAUUUUUUAUAGUACCACAAGAUUGAAUAGAAGCAGCUUUUGAUAAUCCACAUAACUUUACAUACAAAUCACAGAGAGAGAGAGAGAGAGAGAGAGAAAGUUGCAUCACAUGCAAUCCACUUUCACAUGCAAAGCCAAAAUUUGCCUCAGUGACAAGAAAGGCACAAAACCCUCAUCAUAUCAAUGGCGCAGACACUAGUCUUGGUGUGUCCUCAAAUGCACUGCUAUAAGCUAGCACACACAUAUAUAUACCUGCAUCUUCCUCAUUCUACCAAUAUCUGAGCAAUAGAAUUUUAUUAUUGCUUUCAAACCAAAUUGUUGAACCUCAUUGAACCAAAUCUCCAUUGAAAUUAUUUUUUUCUAAACCUAGUAUAUCGCUGAUUAAGAGUCAAAAACUAAUCUUUGAAAUAGUGAUAUCCAAAGGUUUUUUUGUUUAACCAAAACUCCAAAUUCUCUUUUGUGAGGUAUUAUUGUUGUUGUGGAAGCUGCAACAAGUUGGAAAAAGAUGAGAGCAGGAGUUUGCAGCAUACAGCUACAGGCUCUGACAUCAGAGGCUGCAACCCUAGUUAAACAAGCUGUUACUCUUGCCACAAGAAGAGGGCAUGCUCAAGUGACCCCUCUUCACAUUGCCACUGUCAUGCUUGCUACUUCCACAGGCCUUCUCCGCAAAGCUUGCCUUCAAUGCCACUCUCACCCUCUCCAAUACAAGGCAUUGGAACUUUGCUUCAACGUUUCCCUCAACCGUUUGCCAGCAUCCACACCAAACCCUCUUCUGAUAAGUCCUCCAUAUAAUUCCACCACUACUACUCCCUCACUUUCCAAUGCCUUGGUUGCAGCCUUCAAACGUGCUCAGGCUCACCAACGCCGUGGAUCCAUUGAUCAGAACCAGCAGCAACCCAUUUUGACUUUAAAGAUUAAGGUGGAGCAGCUCAUAGUCUCUAUCCUUGAUGACCCUAGUAUUAGUAGGGUCAUGCGAGAAGCUGGUUUCUCUAGCUCCCUUGUUAAAACAAGGGUUGAACAAGCUGUUUCAAUGGAAUUAGUUUGUUCACAGCAACAAGCUUAUUCCAAGGAAAACACCACCGAGCUUCAAGUUCUUGGUGGUGGUACUAGCAGCAUGCCCCCUUCUAGAUCCUUUGGUCAUUUUGGAGGCUCAUUCAAGUCUAUGGAGGACCUUGUUCAUGAUGAUGCUGGUGAUCAUGUAGUAGAUGAUGUAACUAGUCUUUUGAGCGAACUUGUGAGCAAGAGAAGAAACACAGUCAUUGUUGGGGAGAGUCUUGCUAGUCCUGAGGGAAUAGUUAGGGGACUGAUAGAGAAUUUAGAGAGAGGGAGUGUUCAAGGAGAGUUGAGGUUUGUACAAUUUGUGAGUCUCCCUCUUGUCUCCUUCAGGAACAUUGGCAAGAAGGAGGUUGAAAGGAAGCUUGUGGAGCUUAGAAACCUUGUAAAAAGUCAUGUGGGAAGAGGGUUUAUUCUAUACUUGGGUGAUCUGAAGUGGUUGUUUGAGUUCUGGUCAAGUUACUGUGAGCAAAGAACAAACUACUACUGUUCUGUGGUGCAUAUAGUGAUGGAGCUUAAAAAAUUGAUUAGUGGAAAUGGGGAGAAUGGUAGAUUGUGGCUUAUGGGGAUUGCAACUUUUGGAACAUACAUGAAGGGCCAAGCAUGUCACCCCUCCCUUGAAACUAUUUGGGAUCUUCACCUCUUUACAGUUCCAGUGUUACUAUCAUCCUUGAGACUUGGUUUAACUUUUGAUAGUGAUUUUCAAGUUCAGGAGAGAAGCAAGGUAACAUUCAAGGACGAAUCUUUUGAAGAACGAGCCAAAGUGCGCAAGUAUCUAACUUGCUGCAGAGAUUGCUCAUUAAAUUUUGAAAAAGAAGCUAAAAGCACCACUAAUAGUAUUACUAUAAGCAAGAGAGAUUGCACCACUAACUUGCCAACAUGGCUCCAAAAUUGCAAGGAAGAGAGAAGUCGCAUCAUGGAGAAUCAGGAAAAUGCUAAGCUUAGGGAUAUUUGUAAGAAAUGGAACUCAUUUUGCAGUUCAGCGCAUGGAUUUCCUUCCAAUCCUGAGAAACAAUUUUUUUUCAUUUCAUCCUCUCCUUCAUCCCCUACUUCAGUCUCUUCACAUGAAAGAAAGCUUAGUUUGAAUCUGAAACACCUAAAUUGGCCACUCAUUUCUGAACCAAAACAAGUACCUAAAGAAUGUGAGUUAUACACUGAGACUACUGUUAGUGAUGAUUCCUAUGAAGGAAACUUGAUAAUGUUCAUGCCAGAGAAGAACAUUCCUAAGCCAGACCUUUUGUCAAAUCCCAAUUCUAGCCCCAAUUCUGCUUCUUCAAGUGAGGCAGUGGAAGGUUUGGACAGCACUCAAAUAUUCAAGGAGCAUAAUGAUGAAAAUCUGAAGAUUCUCUGUGAUGCAUUGUUGAAAAAGGUUUCACAACAGAAAGAAAUAGUUAAGGAGAUUGCAAGCACUGUGCUUCUUUGCAGGUCAGGAAUGAGAGGAGUGAAUCACUUAGUGAAGAGAGAUGAUAGGCAAGAAAUUUGGUUUUUCUUUUUAGGUUUGGAUUCUCAAGCAAAAGAAAUGGUCUCAAAAGAGCUAGCUAAAGUUGUUUUUGGCUCUUACAGUAACUUUGUUUCCAUUGGUAUAAGUAGUUUCUCUUCCACUCAUGAGGAGUCCAAAAAUAAAAGACCAAGAGAUGAGUUUGGUGGCAGUUAUCUUCAGAGGUUUGGGGAAGCACUGAAUGAGAACCCUCAUAGGGUGUUCUUCUUGGAAGAUUUGGAGCAAGUUGAUCAUUUUUCUAAAAAGGGUGUUAAGAAAGGAAUUGAAAGUGGAACUAUAACCCUUCCUGGUGGUGAAUCUGUGCCUCUCAAGGAUGCAAUUGUCAUUUUCAGUAGUGAAAGCUUCAGUUCAGUGCCAAGAGCUUGUUCUCCUGCAAGAACCACUUCUCCAUUUUCCGAUGAAGACAUGGAAAAGAAUAAUAUUAACAAAUCAGAGGAGAAAACUCCAUGCCUCUCUUUGGAUUUGAACAUGGCCAUUGAAGUUGAUGUGCAAAAAAAUGUGCAUUUAGAUGGAGACACUGCUGAGAUACUAGAGUUAGUUGAUAAGCAAAUUAAUUUUAAAACAUGAGAGGGAAAAUAUAGUUUUCAAUAUGUUUUAUUCUUUUUCGGGUGAUAAUUUUGUUAUAUAUGUUUUCCACUUAUUUAGUGUUGCUUAGUUAGACACUUGGUGAGGGAAAGUACGUAAUACAAAACUGUUAGAUAGAGGUACAGUUUUAUGUGUAAUUUACAAGCUUUGAUGGGGUUGGUACACCUAGGAGAUCAUGCAUCUGUAUAUAUGUUAAGUAAUCUGAUAUUUUUUCUUCAUGUGAUAGUGUGGCUGUUGUUUUAUGUUAAAAACUAAUAUAAAUCAUGGAUUUUCAUGAAAU
Molecule: messenger RNA, 4009 nt
Organism: Glycine soja
Lineage: Eukaryota; Viridiplantae; Streptophyta; Magnoliopsida; Fabales; Fabaceae
Product: protein SMAX1-LIKE 3-like
Exons: 3
Coding region: 1099-3711 (870 amino acids)
Source: RefSeq, a predicted model, not a curated record